UAUGAAUAGACUUUGAGUUGACUUGUAAUAAUCUCAUAAAACAAGCAGGAAUUUUCUGUUCAUAUUCAGAGAGGAUUUAAUUUGCCUCAUAAUUCAUCACUCACUUUGACCUAAUUUAUUCAUCAAAUCCAAUUCCAAACCAUGUCUACUAGUACUAAUACAACUGCUAAUCCAAAGAGGAAGAAGCACAACGUGUACUUGAGUUUCUGCAACCAAGACACUGCUUCUUUCGCCAAGCGUAUCUACGCCGCUCUUAGUAGAACUAGAAAAGCUCAAUUUAAUGUUUUCUGGUACGACGAGAAGCUUCAAAGUCGUGACAGAGAAAUACCAACCUCUAUGCUGAAUGUCAUAGGAGAUUGCAAAGUUGCUGUUAUUGUGUUUUCGAGGAAUUAUGUUAAUUCAAGACCUUGUCUUCAAGAAUUUGAGAAAAUAACACAGUGUUGCUUAAACACAACUGGUCUUAUUGUUCUUCCUUUGCUCUAUGAUGGUUACAACGACUACUCGUCGCUUGGAAUUGGUGGAGAGGCUUUUCAUGAUCUUGUGUAUACAAUUUGGGUAAAGGAAACCUCGUUCGAAGAGGAAGAUAAGUUCAUGAGUUGGGUGGCAGCCAUCACUAAAACUACUGCAUAUUCAGGAGUGAUUGAUUUUGCAGACAGUUAUGGAAGGGAAUAUAUUGGGGAUAUAGUUGAAAGUGUUAUUCGUUUGAUAAACAAGAAGAGUGACUUUUUGGGUGCUUUCUAUACUGUGAGUUUAAAAUAUAGGGUGCAAGAUGUGAUUCAACUAUUGAAACAAUCAAGAUAUCCUCUCCUACUGGGGAUAUGGGGGAUGGCAGGGAUUGGUAAAUCAACUAUUGCUGAAGCCGUUUAUAAUCAGGUUGGUCCUUAUUUUGAGUACAAGUUCUUGCUCGAUAAUGUCAGGGAAGUUUGGAAAACAGAUGGAGGUGUAGUUUCUUUACAAGAGAAACUUCUUUCUUAUAGGGGCAAACCAACUGAAACAAAGAUAGGUACGGCUGAAUCAGGAAAAGUUGUUUUAAAAGAAAGACUUCAUAAUAAAAGGGUACUUCUUGUACUUGACAAUGUUGAUAAAUUGGAGCAGCUAAAGUCUUUGUGCGGAAAUCGGGAUUGGUUUGGUCCAGGUAGCAAAAUAAUCAUCACGACCAGGGAUAGGAAUCUACUCACGAAGCAUGGAGUUGACCAUAUAUAUAGAGUGAAAGAAUUGGAAGAAAGUGAAUCGAUUGAGCUUUUUAAUUGGUGUGCAUUCAGCCAAGUAACAACUCCCCAAGACAGUUUUGGUGAACUUUCUAGACAAUUAGUUGCUUAUUCUAGGGGAUUGCCUCUUGCUCUUAAAGCCCUCGGGGGGUUUUUGCACGGAAAGGAAGUACUUGAAUGGAAAGGUGUAUUGAGGAGUCUCGAAAGAUUUUCCUUCCCAGAUCAAGAAGUACUACAUGCUCUAGAAACGAGUUUUGAUGAUUUGAGUAAUGAAGAGAAACAAAUAUUCCUUGAUAUAGCAUGUUUCUUUAACAGGAUGGACCAAAAUGAUGUACUUCAUACAUUAAAUAGGUCGACACAAUGCACUAAUCUUCAAAUAAGUCUCCUUGAAGACAAGAGCCUUUUAACCAUUGAUAAGAAUAACAAGCUUGGAAUGCAUGUUUUGCUACAAGCCAUGGCAAGAGAUAUCAUUAAGAGGGAAUCAAGUAAUAAGACUGACCAGCCAAAGAUGUACGACGUGUUCUUGAGUUUUAGAGGGGAAGACAGUCGUGCAAAGUUCAUGUCACACCUCUAUUCCUCUCUUCAAAAUGCGGGAAUUCAUGCUUUCAGAGACAAUGAUGAGAUACCACGAGGAGAUCACAUCUCAAUCUCACUGUUGCGAGCAAUCGGACAAUCUAGAAUUUCCAUCAUUAUUUUGUCUUCAAAUUAUGCUAAUUCUCGAUGGUGUAUGCUAGAGUUGGUUAAGAUAAUGGAGAUUGGUAGAACAAGGGGUAUGGUGGUUAUGCCUGUGUUCUAUGACGUAGAUCCCUCAGAAGUACGCCAUCAGACAGGUCAAUUUGGAGAAGUUUUUGGAGAUCUUAUCAAAACAAUAUCAGUGGAUGAAUCCACAAAGACUAAUUGGAGAAGAGACCUCAUUGAUAUUGGUGGCAUAGCAGGGUUUGUACUUAGAGAUUCCAGGAAUGAGAGUGCAGAUAUCAAGAAUAUUGUUGAACAUGUCACCCGUUUGCUACAUAGGACAGAGUUAUUUGUUGCUGAACAUCCAGUGGGUGUAGAAUCUCGUGUGGAAGCUGCGACUAAGUUACUAAAUCUUCAAAAAUCAGAUGUUUUACUUUUAGGGAUAUGGGGAAUGGGGGGUGUUGGUAAGACAACCAUUGCCAAAUCCAUUUAUAAUCAAAUUGGGAGCAAAUUUGAAGGAAGGAGCUUCCUUCUAAAUAUAAGAGAAUUUUGGGAGACAAAUAUUAAUUUAGUCUCUCUACAGCAACAGGUACUUUGUGAUGUUUACAAAACUACGACAUUCAAGAUACAUGACAUAGAAUCAGGGAAAAAUAUAUUGAAGGAAAGACUUGCACAAAAUAGGGUACUUGUUGUGCUUGAUGAUGUGAAUGAACUGGACCAACUAAAGGCUUUGUGUGGAAGCCGCGAAUGGUUUGGUCCGGGGAGUAGAAUAAUCAUCACAACAAGAGACAUGCAUCUUCUUAGAUCAUGUAGAGUUGAUCAAGUGUAUACUGUAGAAGAAAUGGGGGAAAGUGAAUCUCUUGAGCUUUUCAGUUGGCAUGCAUUCAAGCAACCUAGUCCAACAAAAGAUUUUGCAACACAUUCAAAAAAUGUGAUUACUUAUUCCGGGAGAUUGCCACUAGCACUUCAAGUCCUUGGGUCCUAUUUGUCUGACUGUGAAAUAACAGAGUGGCACAAAGCUUUGGACAAACUCAAAUGUAUACCCCAUGAUCAAGUACAUAAGAAGCUAAAAGUAAGCUUCGAUGGUUUAAAAGAUGUUACAGAAAAACAAAUAUUCCUUGAUAUAGCUUGUUUCUUUAUUGGGAUGGACAAAAAUGAUGUAAUACAAAUAUUAAAUGGAUGUGGUUUUUUUGGUGAGAUUGGAAUUAAAGUCCUUGUAGAGCGGGCUCUUGUAAGUGUUGACAAUAGGAACAAGCUUAGAAUGCAUUAUUUGUUGAGAGACAUGGGAAGACAAAUAAUUUAUGAGGAGUCACCAUUUGAUCCUGAGAAGCGCAGUAGGUUGUGGCGCCCAGAAGAAGUGUUUGAUUUAUUAUCAAAGCAUAAGGGAACAGAAGCUGUCAAGGGACUGGCUUUGGAGUUUCCAAGAAAAAAUGCAGUUUGUCUGAGUACCAAAGCAUUUAAGAAGAUGAAUAAACUUAGAUUGCUUCAACUUGCAGGGGUGCAGCUUGAUGGAGAUUUUAAAUAUCUUUCAGGGGAUCUUAGAUGGCUGCACUGGCGUGGGUUUCCAUCAACUUACACUCCUGUAGAAUUUCAGCAAGGAAGUCUAGUUUCCAUCGAAUUAAAAUACAGUCAUCUCAAACAAAUAUGGAAGAAGAGUCAGGUGCUUGAGAAUCUAAAAAUUCUUAAUCUUAGUCAUUCUCGGGAUUUGACUGAAACUCCAUACUUUUCGUUUUUACCUAAUCUUGAAAAGCUAGUACUCAAAGACUGUCCAAAUUUGUCUGAGGUCUCCCAAAGUAUUGGAUCUCUCCAUAAACUUCUUCUAAUAAAUUUGACAGACUGCACAAGUCUUCAGAAUCUUCCGAUAAGCAUUUAUAAAUUAAAAUCUCUAGAAUCUUUGAUUCUCUCUGGAUGUUCCAAGAUCAACAAAUUGGAGGAGGACUUGGAACAAAUGGAAUCGUUGACAACCUUGAUUGCGGACAAGACUGCCAUAACAAAAGUGCCCUAUUCAAUAGUAAGAUUAAAAAACAUUGGAUAUAUUUCUAUUUGUGGCUUUGAAGGAUUUUCACGUGAUGUAUUUCCUUCUCUCAUUCGGUCUUGGCUCUCACCAUCAAGUAAUGUGAUUUCCCUAGUUCAGACAUCUACGUCAAUGUCAUCUCUUGGUACUUUCAAGGACCUUCUAAAGCUUCGAAUUCUUUGUGUGGAGUGUGGCUCAAAACUUCAACUAACUCAAGAUGUAGCAAGAAUUUUUGAUGCAUUAAAAGCCACAUUUUUUCAUAAAUUUGAAGCAAAUGCAAGGGAAACUACAUCACAAAUCUCUGAUAUACAUGCUUCUCCUUUAAUUGACGACUUGCUUGGUCAAGUUCACAUUUCAGGGUCCAAUAAUUACUUGAAAUCUCUCUUAAUUCAAAUGGGAACAAAAUGCCAAGUCUCUAAUAUUACCGAAUACAAUAUUUUUCAGACUGCAGAUGCGUUUUGGGAUUCAUUUGUGCUCCCCUGUGACAAUAAUUCUGAUUGGUUAACUUUCCGUUGCAAAGGUCGUGGCAUAGUGUUUGAUCUCCCAACAAAAAAAGGGCAUAACCUGAAGAGUAUGUUGCUGCUCGUAGUCUAUUCCUCUUCCCCGGACACCAUAACUUCAAAAGGUUGCCAAGGUGUGUUGAUCAUAAAUUUCACAAAGGCAACCAUUCAUGCCUGCAAAAGAGAUACGCUAACCUCCUUUGAGGAUGAGGAUUGGCAGAGCAUAACAUCAAAUCUAGAACCUGGUAACAAAGUGGGGGUUAUGGUAGUUUUUGGGGAGGGAUUUAUUGUAAAGUUCACAUCAAUAUCUCUCUUAUAUGAUGAACCGAUCAACAAAGAAAUGGAACACUGCAAUGCAGAAUACGGGGAGGACGAUGUUAUUGUUUCUAGUGAUGGCGACAAGGAUGUUAGUGAUUAUGUUAAUGUAUCAAUGGAUAACGAUGUUAUUAGUCCCGGUGAAGAUGACAAUAUUAGUGAACAUAAGCACUCACAUGCAGCGGAUAAGAAUUCUACUCUUUCGCAUGAUGAUGCCAUGGAAGCAAAUAAGAUUUAUGCUGUCUCUGGUGGCGGUGAUAUACCACCAGAUAACAUUGUUCCCAUUUCUAGAGAAAAUGAAAACGUGAGUGAUAGUAACAACGGGGAUUUGGUAGAUAGGGAUGCUAAUGUUUCCGGUAAAGCAUAUAAGAAUGUUGUUGUUUCUAGUGGAGAUAAAAAUAGAAUUCGUAGACUCUUCACCAAGCUUCCUUCCCUUGUUCGUGCUGUUCUGAUCUCACGCUCUUUCUGGUGCAGUCUGAUUUCCAUUCUGGUUUGGAUCACUUGCCGUGGUUUUAAGAAGCGGCGUAGUCGAAAUAUCCUUACAAGAAAAUGUAGAUCUACACAAAGGGGUACAUGGCUAAUGGAUUGUGCUCACAAGCUUUUUACAUACAAGAAGGCCAACAAAGCUCACAGCCUCAGCCGUUCAGAGUUAAGCUUAUAUGGCAUGAAGUAGAGGGGGAUGCUUUUAAACCCUAAUGAUCGAAAACUUCAAUAUGCAGCAGCUGAACCGAGUACUCAUGUGUCUGACGUUUAGAAACAGUAGGAGGAGCUCCCUAUGCCUGCAGAGGAGAUUUGGCACAUGCAAAGACAUUGUAUGUCAAAGUUUUGGGGGUCCUGAGGAUAUGUUUGUUGUCCUAAGGUUGUUUCAGGACCAUGUUGCAGCUCAGCUGUGGAUUACAGAUGAUCUUGGUUGUCUAAAGGUUGUGAUCCAAAGAAAGAGUGCAUACUAAAGAUGGUUGGCAAGGGUCUGCUGUCCGAUAUCAUUGAUAGGUAGCAUAAAGAAACCAACCGUUUCCACCUACUCUGUGUGGAUACGAAGAUCACGUUGGACGAUGUGUCAUGUGACAUCAGUGCCUUGAUCUAUCUCGCUAUAUCCAGAGACAUUGUGCUGGCUUAUUUACCAAAUUAUCACAAGGGUCAACACUCGCGCUGGAAACUAUGGAUAUCGGUGUCACAAGAGGUGCUCAUGGUUGCUUUAGUUGGCUGCGCGAUGUCUACCGGGUGGAGUUAGAUGAUGAUCAUUUAGACUAUGCAACAAGAGCAUUUCUACUACACAUGACAAGAGUGUGUAACGUUUUGGAAUGAUGGAUGAAUUUCAUUUUUUGUUUUAACUACUUUUAUGGCUGCUUUGCAUUCUUAUACAAUCAUCUCAGUACUGUUAUGGCAUGCAUUGCUCAUUGGAAGUUAUAUGACCCUUUUACAGGUACUUCGAGUCUAUAUUUUAGGGGACAACUUCUCUACCCAUCACAAAAAAUUGGAUAGUGUACAUUCAACCAAUCACAUGAUG
This is a messenger RNA of Vicia villosa (hairy vetch), 6219 nucleotides long. RefSeq lists its product as uncharacterized. Lineage: Eukaryota; Viridiplantae; Streptophyta; Magnoliopsida; Fabales; Fabaceae. The transcript is spliced from 11 exons. Bases 142 to 5385 code for a protein of 1747 amino acids. Gene Ontology annotation, molecular function: ADP binding; ATP hydrolysis activity. The record is from RefSeq and is a predicted model, not a curated record. Gene Ontology annotation, biological process: defense response; signal transduction.